Lichtheimia ornata is the source of this 1647-nucleotide messenger RNA. Its product is annotated as T-complex protein 1, theta subunit. The record is from RefSeq and is a predicted model, not a curated record. Gene Ontology annotation, biological process: protein folding. Gene Ontology annotation, molecular function: ATP-dependent protein folding chaperone; ATP hydrolysis activity; ATP binding. Lineage: Eukaryota; Fungi; Mucoromycota; Mucoromycetes; Mucorales; Lichtheimiaceae. Gene Ontology annotation, cellular component: chaperonin-containing T-complex. The transcript is spliced from 6 exons. The coding region runs from base 1 to 1647 and encodes 548 amino acids.
AUGGCCCUCCGCAUACCCAAAGGCACUCUUCCUCAACUCUUCAAGGAGGGAUACAAGUUUCAACAAGGCGUCGAUGAAGCCGUGUUGCGCAACAUUGAAGCAACCGCUGAACUCGCCGAAGUCGUUCGCACCUCGAUGGGUCCCAAUGGUCGCAACAAGAUGAUUGUCAACCAUCUCGAGAAGCUCUUUGUCACCAACGAUGCUGCUACCAUCAUCCGUGAAAUCGACGUGGUACAUCCUGCUGCCAAGUUGCUCGUUAUGGCUUCUCAACAACAAGAGUCAGAAUUGGGUGAUAACACCAACCUUGUUAUCGUGUUGGCUGGUGAAUUGCUCAAGAAGGCUGAACACCUCUUGCGUCUCGGUUUGCAUCCUUCUGAAGUGAUCCAGGGCUAUGAAUUGGCACGCGAACGUGCUCUUGAAAUCCUUGCUGAAUUGGAGGCUGGCAAGGUUGAAGAUAUGGCUUCUAGCGAUCAAUUGAAAAAGACCGUCAAGGCUUCCAUUGGCUCUAAGCAAUUUGGCAACGAAGAUUUGCUCACCGAUUUGGUGGUUGAAGCUGCAUUGAAUGUGAUGCCCAAGGAACCUCGCAACUUCAACGUCGACAGCAUUCGUGUUGUCAAGGUGAUGGGUUCCAGCAUCUAUGAUUCCAAGGUGGUGCGUGGUAUGGUCUUUGGUCGUGAACCUGAAGGUACCAUCCAAGGUGCCCAAAAGGCCAAGGUUGCCGUCUUCACAUGUCCUUUGGAUGUCGCACAGACCGAGACCAAGGGUACCGUGUUGAUCCACAAUGCUCAAGAAAUGCUCAACUUUAGCAAGGAUGAGGAGCGACAUAUGGAAAAGAUCUUCCAAGAACUCGCCGAUGCUGGUGUCAAGGUGGUUGUUACAGGUGCUGGUAUUGGUGAAUUGGCUCUUCACUACUUGAACCGCUUUGGUAUCAUGGCUGUCAAGGUCUUGUCCAAGUUUGAUAUUCGUCGUUUGUGCCGUGUGGUGGGUGCUACUGCUCUUGCUCGUCUUGGUGCUCCCAUGGCCGAAGAAAUGGGUUACUGUGAUGUUGUGGAAACUGUGGAAAUUGGCAGUGAUCGUGUUACUGUAUUCCGUCAAGAGGAAAAGGACAAAUCCCGUACCACCACCGUUGUCAUUCGUGGUGCCACACAAAACCAUAUGGAUGAUAUAGAACGUGCCAUUGAUGAUGGUGUCAACGUGAUCAAGGCUGCUACCAAGGACAACCGAUUGCUUGCUGGUGCUGGUGCUGUUGAAAUGCAACUCAACAAGCGUUUGCAGGCUGUUGCUAGCAAGACUCCUGGUUUGAACCAACACGCUAUCAAAAAGUUCGCCGAAGCCCUUGAAGUUGUUCCCCGUACCUUGUGUGAAAAUGCAGGCAUGGAUGCCACGGCCGUCCUUUCUCGUUUAUACGCUGCUCACUAUCAAGAAGGCGAUGUUGGACAUACUGGUGUUGACGUUGAAGAGAACAGUGAUGGUACUGCUGAUGCUGUCAAGGCCGGCAUUUAUGACUCGUUCCCUGCAAAGUACAAUGCGCUUAAGCUCGCUGCUGAUACCGCUAUUACUGUGCUGCGAGUAGAUCAGAUUAUCAUGUCUAAACCUGCAGGUGGACCUAAACCCCCAAAGCAACAGGGCCAUUGGGAUGAUGAUUAG